Molecule: messenger RNA, 1621 nt
Organism: Rhipicephalus microplus (southern cattle tick)
Lineage: Eukaryota; Metazoa; Arthropoda; Arachnida; Ixodida; Ixodidae
Product: piggyBac transposable element-derived protein 3-like
Source: RefSeq, a predicted model, not a curated record
AACCACACCAGAAAAAAUUAAAACAUUCUUUGGAAUGCUGAUGAUAAUGGGAAUUUUGAAAUUUCCACGGAUCAGAAUGUCCUGGAGUGCUGCAACUCAAAUUCCCAAUGUGUCACAAGCAAUGAGCGUAAAUCGCUUUUUCAAGCUGAGGUCUGCACUACAUGCGACAGAGCCAGACCCAGGUCACACUGGAACUGACAAGUUCUGGAAGGUACGACCUGUAGUUGAUGCUGUUCGAAAGAGAUGCCUGCAACUGCCUGUUGCUGAAAAAAACAGCAUUGAUGAACAGAUCAUUCCCUUUACUGGAAAGGUGGUCGCUAAGCAGUUCGUUCGCAAUAAACCCAACCCUGAAGGGGUGAAAGUGUUUGUACGAUGUAGCUCCGGAGGCAUGGCUCAUGACUUUGAAAUUUAUCAAGGAAAAGGGACAGGGACAUCAGUGGAGCACAAGCAUCUAGGACUUGGUGGUUCAAUUGUUAUGAGGUUGACUGAGAACCUCCCAAAACUGAGGAAUUUCAAAUGUUAUUUUGGUAAUUAUUUUACAUCAAUACCCCUACUUCAAGAGCUGAAGCAAAUUGGCAUUUGGGCCGUUGGGCCCAUCCGCAGCAACAGACUACAAAGAUGUCCACUCAAAUCGGAUAAGACACUGAAAAAGGAGGGACGGGGCAGUAUGGAUGCCAGGGUCACCAAUGAGGGUGAUAUCACAGUUGUCAGGUGGCAAGACAACGGAAUUGUGAAUGUUGCGUCGACAUUCGUAGGCAUUGGGCAGCCAAAAAAUGUAAAACGGUGGAGCGAGUCCUCAAAACAGCACGUUGACAUACCGUGCCUUGAAAUUAUCACCGAAUACAAUGAGUCGAUCGGUGGGGUCGACAAGAUGGAUUUCUUGCUGUCAUUGUACCCACUAAAACAAAGAACAAAAAAGUGGCCAGUACGCGUCAUGUCACAUUUCACAUCAUUCGCACUGGUAAAUAGCUGGCAAGAGUACCUGAUGGAUGCGGAUGACAACUGCAUGCCACGCAAGAAAAUUCUGGACCUUCUGGCAUUCCAAAAUGAUGUUGCAUUGACACUAAUCAUGUGAAACAAGAAUGGUGCCAGGAAGCGUGGUCGUCCAAGCAAUGAUGCAAGGGAACCCCCAAGUAAGGUGCACAAUGCUGAGCCACUGCCCGUAAAUUCCGUCCGUUAUGAUGGAAUUCAGCACUGGCCAGCACACACAGGCACUUCCUUCGCUCAACGUUGCAAGCGAGAAGGCUGCAAUUCAAGAACAUGAGUGCGAUGCAUGAAAUGCAACGUGUUUCUUUGUCUUUCAGCUAUGAAUGACUGCUUUUACACAUUUUUUCCUUUGCAUUUUCUGUGUUCCUGGAACAUUCUCUCACUGAAAAACCAUGUGCUGUAAUUUUCCUUCACUUCACUUUAAUUCGUGACUGAAGGGGAUAAAUAUAACGCACAGCGAUGAAGUGGUUAGUAAGACUUUUUGCAGUAUGGUUUCGCGAAAAGAAAAUAAUGAUUCGGUGUUAUUACCAAUCAGAACGUGACUUUUGAAAGCACACUCUUUCAAAGCCGAGCAGUUAAAGCUUCUCGUUGUGCCGGAUAGUGCGAACACUGAAAAUGAACCAAUACGUACUCG